This is a messenger RNA of Clarias gariepinus (North African catfish), 897 nucleotides long. RefSeq names its product eukaryotic translation initiation factor 3, subunit H, a (gene eif3ha). Lineage: Eukaryota; Metazoa; Chordata; Actinopteri; Siluriformes; Clariidae. Gene Ontology annotation, cellular component: cytoplasm; eukaryotic translation initiation factor 3 complex; eukaryotic 43S preinitiation complex. The record is from RefSeq and is a predicted model, not a curated record. Gene Ontology annotation, molecular function: translation initiation factor activity; metallopeptidase activity.
UUAAAGCUCAUAAAUCAUUACCAGGCGGAAGGGCAGGGCAGCGAGGUGGUGCAGGGGGUCUUACUGGGACUGGUGGUCGAUGGCCGCUUGGAAAAACUGUUUUCCCAGCACACAGAGGACGAUCCCGAGAUCGACGGAGUUCAAUAUCAGAUGGAGAUGAUGAGGAGUCUCCGUCACAUCACCAUCGACCACCUCCACGUCGGCUGGUACCGGUCCACCUACUACGGCUCCUUCGUCAGCUGAGCUCUGCUGGACUCCUAGUUCAGCUACCAGCACGCCAUCGAGGAGUCCGUGGUGCUAAUUUACGAUCCCAUCAAGACAGCGCAAGGCUCUCUGUCCCUCAAUGCUUACAGGUUAACUCCUAAACUGAUGGAGAUCUAUAUAGAGAAAGACUUUUCUCCAGAAGGGCUGAGGAAAGCGAACAUCAUCUACGAAGAGGUGCUGAUCGUCAUCAAGAACUCUCAUCUGAUGAACGUGCUGAUGUGGGAGCUGGAGGACAAGAGCAUCGUCGCUGAAAAACACAAACUCCUCAGUUUAUCCAGCAGUAACCAUCUGGAGAAGAGUCUGCAGCUGCUGAUGGAUCGAGUCGAUGGCAUGAGCCAAGAAAUCGUCAAGUACAACACGUACUGCCGCAACCUGAGCAAGCAGCAGCAGCAGAAGCAUCACCUGCAAAGGAGGCGGGGCCAACAUCAUUCUGCAGAGUCGACAGCAGGAGAACGUCCACUGCCGGAAGUGGACAUCAGCAAGAUGUUCAAACCGCCACCACCUCCUCCGCGAAUGGACACACUCCUCAUCGCAUGACAAAUCAGCAACUACCGUCAGAACGUGAAGAAGUUUACCUCUCAGAACCUCGGCAAGCUUUUCAUGGCAGAGGCGCUGCAACAGCACAGCAGCUGA